AUGUCGGCUGCCACAGCCUUCUCGUACGCGCAAGCCGCGAAGGGCCGCAAUGCCGCCCAGCCAGAUGCUCAGUCCACUGCGAGCCCUGCGCCCGUCGACCCGGUCAAGGACGACAGCAGCUCUGUGACCACGGCUGCAGAUGCCUCAGCAAAGACUUUCUCGACUACGUCUGAGGUCUCCGAGUCUGUCAAGAGCUCCGAGGUGGACCUCGAGUCUGUCGCCUCGAAAGCCCACUCAGAGGUCGUCAACGCCGUCGAUUCCGACGGCUCGGCUGCUUCCGCCAAGUCCGAAUCCACGCUCUUGGCUCGCCAAGAUGAGGCAUCCAAGACGAGUUCGCAGGGCACAGCAAGCGACAAGAACUCCCGCACGUCCAACCGCUCCAACGAACCUUCAGAUUCAAGGAAAGCGCGUAAGGGCAAGAAGGGCAAAAAUUCAGACAAGGAUGCCGAGGGCGAUCAAGUACAGCAGGAGCAGGAGAAAGAGGUCGUCCCUGUGAAGCUCACCGAGGCUCUGCCCCCGGCAGUGAACGUAUGGCAGGUGCGGGCCGCUGCUGCGAAGGCAAGUAAGCCUAGUGGGACUACAUCCCCAGCAGGCACCGACGCAUCGAACAAAGCCGUCCCUCAAGACUCGAGCAAGAGUUCCAGCAGUGCUGAGGGUGUCGACACCAAAGACUCCGAGACCGUUCGGCCCGGAAAGCCUGCUGAGGCAUCACGUCCGUCCAACGACCAAGGACCCCGUCGGAAUCCACGAGGGAGCAGGGCAAACGAUCAGGCCACGAAUGGCAACGUUCCGCCAGUUCAGGAUACUUCCCUUUGGCCAACGCCAGACACUGCUGCCGCUGAAGACAGCAAGCGCAAGGUUUCGUCCGACUCAGAUGCGCCCUCCAAGGACAAGCAGGAGGAAGGCGCGCAGACCAAGUCUGCCCGACCGAAGUACGUCCAGAAGCUGGAGAUCAACCACACUGUUAAGUGGGAAACCCAACUGCAACCACGCAAUGUGAGCAAAGGCCGCGGUGGUGGGCAAGGCGGCCGCAACUCUGUCGGCCGAGGCGGUCACGCUUCGAGCGCGAGCGUUUCUGGUGAUAAGUUGCAAGCCGCCACCGAGGCGCAGGUAGCCACCACUGCAAGCGACCCUCAAGGAAAGCCGAGGGAGGAUGCUCAACCACGCACCAACUCUCUACCAUUCGAGAAGAAGAAGUUCUCCGCUGAGGCCCGGGAUGCCCGCAAGACAUCAUCUUCGGCUGAGCGACGCGCCGGUGCUUCCGGCGACUACCACUCCACAUCCAAGGGAGAAGCAUCAAAGGCCUCGAAGGGCGAAUUCGGGCAGGGUUUCGGUGCACAGCAGGGCGGCUCCCGCGGUGAGGGUGCAGAAUCCGGAAGAAAGGAGGGAGGCUUCGCCGGCCACAAGGACGCAAGACCUAGGAGAGGCGCACAUGGCAACGGGCGAGGUGGGCAUAACGGAAGUCAGUCAUAUUCUCAACCGUUCCAAGGGAAUGGGCAUGGUGCUCGGUCAAGCACAUACAACCCCCCUGCCUUCACCAACGGGUAUUCUUAUGGAGGCCCUGGCUCAGGCCGAGCUGGCCGUGGUCGUCCUGCGUCAAUCAAUGGUUACAAGGGUCCGUCCAACGGGGCAGCCAAGUUGCCGAUGCAGCCUCUCAACACCGACUUCGGUCCUUAUCCUCCCUACGGCCAGGCUGCUCCCUUCUCUGCCUUCCCUGGGGCCUACCCACCUGACUACAACAUCCUCGUCCACACCACACUGAAGUCGCAGAUCGAAUACUACUUCUCUGUCACCAAUUUGCCCAAAGAUGUGUUCUUGAGGGAGAACAUGGACUCCCAGGGAUUUGUGCCGCUUGAGGUCAUUGCCGAGUUCAGCAGAGUCCGCCAAAUCUCGCAGCAGAACCUAAGCUACGUCCGAGAAGCAUGCAUGGACUCCGAUGAUAUUGAAUUCGUGGUGGGUGAUGGCAAGACCGAGCUCUUGCGGCGUCGUGAAGGUUGGGAGAAGUACGUUCUUCCCGAGGCAAACAGGAGGGAGCACGCUCGCAAUCCCGGCCCUACCACCUUUCAACACAAGUCAAGGCACAGUAUGCACAUGAGCACGCCAACCUAUCAGCAGGGCUCCGUGCCCUACCCCUACUCGGCAAUGUCGCCACCGGCCUUCGGAGCACCGUUUCACGGCGAGAUGUACCCGGGCUUUUUGAACGGAUCAGCCUACCACCAAGGGGUCAACGGCGGACCAGUGAAUGGACAACCUCGUGAUGAUUCCCAGCUGAAUGCUGCUGUGCCCGAGUUCGCACCUGGAAACGAUGUCACAUUCAACGGCUUCAACGCUGCACACCAACCACAAGCCGAUUGGGCAGAUGAGGCUCUGCAAGCAGCCACAACCUUUACGGAUGAGCAGGUAGCCAAGCUGCAUGUUGUUCUUCCGGGACAGUCCAAGAAGUCCCAGGAUGCUGGAAAGCUGCCCAACGGAGACACCCCCGAUGGCACUGAGGACAGCAAGGGCAAGGGUGCUGAGACCAAUGGAGUCCAUGUUGGCCCAGAUGGAUCCAAUACGCCUGAGCUAGGUCCGGUCACUGGUGAAGCCGCUUCAAAUUCUCCUGCGUACUACCGUUUUGAUGGUUCACUUGCGCAAACUUCUGGUGAUAAGAUCACCGAGAAGUAUGUGGAUGUACGAGCGAGAGGACUGGAACUGCGUCAAUCUGCAACCCCGGGAGAUGUUCCGGAUGACAUGAAGAGACUAUACAAGUUCUGGGCAAUUUUCUUGGCGCAAAACUUCAACCCCAGCAUGUACAGGGAUUUCCGCCAGCUUGCCCUCGCAGACGCAACAUCAGAAGCUCCUAGCAAGAUUGGCCUGGGGUACCUGCUCCAGUUCUACACCAGCGUGCUGCUCAAGAGCGGCGAAACGGCCAUCUGGAUGCCCGAGCAUCCAAUCUACAAGGUGCUGGAAUUGGACUUCCAUAGCUCACAGGCAUUUACAGGCUUGGUUGCCAGUGCUGAGCCCCAAGUCUAA
Messenger RNA from Diaporthe amygdali, 3012 nucleotides. Its product is annotated as la domain family. The transcript has 2 exons. The record is from RefSeq and is a predicted model, not a curated record. Gene Ontology annotation, molecular function: RNA cap binding. Gene Ontology annotation, biological process: mRNA stabilization; positive regulation of translation. The coding region runs from base 1 to 3012 and encodes 1003 amino acids. Gene Ontology annotation, cellular component: cytoplasmic stress granule; cytosol. Lineage: Eukaryota; Fungi; Ascomycota; Sordariomycetes; Diaporthales; Diaporthaceae.